Trichoderma harzianum CBS 226.95 is the source of this 1267-nucleotide messenger RNA. RefSeq lists its product as hypothetical. The transcript has 2 exons. Lineage: Eukaryota; Fungi; Ascomycota; Sordariomycetes; Hypocreales; Hypocreaceae. The record is from RefSeq and is a predicted model, not a curated record. The coding region runs from base 1 to 1074 and encodes 357 amino acids.
AUGGCACCACUAGGGCUUGUGACAGAGUUCCCAGCGAAGAAGCCGCAGCUAUUGAUCCCCUUCGACACCUAUGCCGACGUUGAAACUUGGGUCAAGCCCGUCGAAGUCAUUCGCCAGGCGGCGAUUGCUCUGACCGAAGAUGCUGCCAUGUUCAAGGCAAUCGACUAUCACAAAACACGUACCGAAGAUGGCGAAGAGUUCCUUCGCAGUCUUGCGUAUUAUGCAGAGGUUCUUAUUCAGGACUCUCUCGUCGGCUUUGAGAAGAGAUUCGAAGUUUACUCUCAUACGCCCACCUCGACAACCACUGAACUUACGGGUAAUCGCUCAAUUGGUUCGAUGCUAUUGGGUGCGAGACAAUCUUAUCAGGAACUUACGGAUUUCCUCGUGAAUUUGGUAGACACUCUAGGCUGGGAGUUCCAUUGGAAGAUCCCGUCGGCGGGUGAUUUGGUUCCGACGGCUUCCCCGUACCAGCUGCUAUAUCAGAUGAUAUGCAAAAAGAAACUACAUGAUGUAUUUUAUGUACCUGUACUGACCCCACCAGUAUCUCUUCAGAAGCAAGCGUAUUUGGCGCUACCUGAACUGGAUUCCGGUAUUGAAAGGGUUACCUCUGAUGCGCCUUGUGGGCGGCCUACGAUGCUGUUCGUCUCAGGAACAUUUGAUCUGUCCCACAUUUUCUUCGGGGCAAACGAAACUGCAUGGGGCGAGUUAACGGCAGUCUCUGCUAUAACUAGGAUAGCGCGUGACAUCCGACUUCGACAUUAUGUCCCUGUGGCUAUGGAAGCUUUCAAGGCGCUCCAACGCAAGGAGAUAGAAGCUCUAGCGGAGCUUGAGAACGAAUCGGGCGGUGCCUCUGAUAAGGAAGACCUUGUUUGGAAAGCUCGUGCGAGAGCAAUUGACCGGAUGAGGUCCGAUCAAAGCACCUUGGGUGGAGAGAAGGAGAUGGGCAUCGCCCUUCGCCCACCAACGUGGGCGAUCAACCAGGGAUGCUACCUCUGUCAAGGAAUGAUGGAGUACCAAUCUCCAAAAUCGUGGAACGAGAAUCAGCGCAGAAAGUACAUCCUCAAAUUCGACUAGAAGCUGCGAGGGGAUUAUGCUUGGUCGUGCGCUGAAGGAGAGGCUCGGUUGCAGAGCAUGGGACUAGAGUAGGACGACGAGGACUAUGUUUUCUAGUUUUCCCCAUGGACGGGAUAUGUAUAGAUGGACUUGAGAGAAAUGGGCUGGAGGAAAUAUUGUGGUAGUACGUAUUAGACAAAAUACACAACGUCAG